CACACUUGAUUAAUUAAAAUAACUAAAGUUGUUACAGUGCACGUUAAUGAAGGGCUCGGGAUGCAUGGCUGUGUUUGGUGUCCGUAAACCUAUAAGCGUGGAUUUGUGUGAGAAGCGCGCAUCUCUCCACAGACGCACAGAAGCUCCGAGCUGGAUAUUCCGUGCGCUGGAACACUGAGACAUCUGCAGACGGUUCACACCAUCCUUUCAGGAUGGAGGUUUCGGGCAGUGGGUGGGCAGCUGAGCUCACCCCUCCGUGUGUGACACAAGCUGCAAAUGGAAACGACUCCGGACAGGUGUUUGAGGUGGCGCUGCAGAACAGCUCCUCCAAGCGCAGCCCCCAGUUUGCGGGCGUGGAGCUGCUGCAGUCUUUCAAGCUGCUCAUCAUUCCCUGCUACACCCUCGUGGCUCUGGUGGGCAUCUUUGGCAACUACCUGCUCCUCUAUGUCAUCUGCCGCACUCGCAAGAUGCACAACGUCACCAACUUUUUCAUUGGAAACCUGGCUUUCUCUGACAUGCUGAUGUGUGCUACGUGUGUCCCCUUUACGCUGGCCUACGCCUUCAACCCACACGGUUGGGUGUUUGGUCGCUUCAUGUGCUACCUGGUGUACCUCAUACAGCCAGUGACGGUGUACGUGUCAGUGUUCACCCUCACUGCCAUUGGUGUAGACAGAUAUUAUGCGACGGUGCACCCUUUGAAAAAGCGGAUCUCGGUCUUGGCGUGCACCUACCUCCUGUCUGGGAUCUGGCUGUUGUCCUGUUGUCUGGUGGCCCCGGCUGUGGCUCACACCUACCACGUGGAAUUUAAAAACGAAGGCUUCACCAUCUGCGAGGAGUUCUGGAUGGGCCAGGAGAGGGAGCGGCUGGCCUACGCCUACAGCACUCUCUUCAUCACCUAUGUCCUGCCUCUGUCGGCCCUCUGCAUCUCUUACCUGUGCAUCUCCGUCAAACUGCGGAACUGUGUCAUACCCGGCCACCACACAGAGAGCCAGGCAGAGGCUCAGCGCGUUCGCAAACGCAAGACCUUCCGUCUGGUCUCCCUGGUGGUGGCGGCAUUUGGCAUCUGCUGGAUGCCCAUCAGCGUGUUCAAUGUCCUGCGUGACAUUGACAUCGAUCUGAUCGACAAGCAGUACUUUCUACUCAUUCAGCUGCUUUGCCAUCUGUGCGCAAUGAGCUCAUCCUGCUGUAACCCUUUCCUCUACGCCUGGCUGCACGACCGCUUUCGAGCUGAGCUUCGCAAAAUGUUCACGUGCCGCCGUCGCAUUGGCAUCUCAGCCAACAACUGCGCCACAGCCAGUGUGGUGUUGUGAAGCUUUUGUGUUUUAAGCUGAAGCUGGGUACCCACACUCAUCUCAUUUUGGUAAAGCAGUGAUAACAUUUAAGGCAGUCAGAAUUAGAGCAGCCUAGGCAUAGAUGGGAUAGGUUAGGAGUCAAAUGUAUGAGUAUCCAGCUCGUACCCGGCAUCCAUAUGAUAUACAAACUAAAUUAGUACGAUACUGUCAAAAAUGUCCCUGUGUUGUUGAUCAGACAGAGAUAUAGCAUUACACUCCAGAGAUGUGCUCCAUCACUCCUCUUUUCAAACUCUCCAGGAUUGUUUAACACAAUACGAUGCUUUAGGAACAGAAAAUAAGUUUACUGGUACUGAUUUUCAAGAACAAGGGUGAUGUGCAGAGCUGUAGAGGAAUAAAGCUCAUGAACCACACCAUGAAGAGAUGGGAAAGCCUGGUUGAAGCUAGGCUGAGAAAAAAGGUGAUGAUAAGCAAGCAGCAACAUGACUUCAUGUAGAGAAGGAGCACUACAGAUGUGAUGUUUGCUUUGUGUUGUUGGAGAAGUGUAGAGAGCGUCAUGUAUGAGGACAGCGAGACAGUGGUGAGGUGUGAGGUAGGAGUAAUGGCUUCAAGGUGGGGGGGAGUGAGAUUACAUCAGGGAUCAAGUGUGAGCCCCUUCUUGUUUGCAGUGGUGAUGGGCAGUCUGGCAGAGGAGGUCAGGUCAGAGGAGUCUCUGUGGUGUCUGUGAUGCUUGCAGAUGAUAUUGAGAUAUGCAGUGAAAGUAGGGAGCAGGUGGAAGAUUUGUGACAGAAGGACAGCAGCAAGAGUGAAAAGGAAAGUUUGCAAGAUGGCAGUGAGACCUGCUGUGAUGUGUGGUUUGAAGACGUGCUACUGAGAAAAAGACAGGAGGCUGAGCUGGUGGUAGAAUUGAAGAUGCUAAGAAAGGAAUUACCAGGAGGGACAGGAUUAGAAAUGAGCAUGCCAGAGGGACAGCUCAGGUUGAGGAGUUUGGAGACAGAGUUAGAGAGAGACAAGCCUGAGAGGGUUUGACAUGUGCAAAAAAGGGAUGGUGGAUCGAUUGGACAAAUGAUGUUAAAGAUGAAGCUGUAAGACAGGAGGUAAAGAGAAAGGCUACAGAGAAAAUUAGUGUGACAGAGGAUGCUGGGGAUGAGAUGGAGGGAGAUUUGCUGUGGCGACCCCUAAAGGGAGCAUCCAAAAGAAGAAGAGAAAGAUUUACUUUUAGCAAUCUAGGAUUUUAUGAAAAUAAUAUAAAAAUAGAAUCCCAAACAUGUCCUGUUCACAUACAUACAGUAAAAUGCAAAUAUUAUAGAUUUGAUCAUCCAUGCAAGAGAAGAGGCUGAAAGCAUAAGAUUAUUGUUGUUCAGCAUCAUUUUUAAAAAUUAUGACACCUGGAAAGUAUGAAAUGUAAAGUUACUAGACUUGGUACUGGGUGAGGAACAUCUACAGUCUUUAAUAAAACAAUGCCAAAUAGAUCACGUAUAAGUUUCCAAUAAGUUAUGAAGGCUUUGAAACAUAUUUAAGAGCGCUUAAUGCUUAAUAAGAGUGCUUCACCUCUAGAGGGCGCCACAUAUAUAAAAAGUUCCACUGGCUGCAGUUUAUGUGAUCUAGGGUCAUAACAGUCAGUUCCUAAAAAGUGAGUACGAUUGCUUGCAAUGGCAUGCAAAUAUACAUUUGAAGAUAUUUCAUGAAAAUAUAUAUUCUCCAGUUUUGCGCGUGAUGGCUUUUCCCUGAGCUUUCGUGGCAUCCCAGCUUUCUCCACCCUCUCAGUUUUGAAUCCCCACAUGCCCAACUGUUACUUGGCAUAUUCACACCAAUUCGUGCAUGUUCAAGUGCUUAUUGAGAUCAACAGCUGCUGAUUGUUUGAGUGCUCACCAUAUGCCUGGACUGAUCGCUGCAGCUUGAGGUGAUUUUGUGCCAUUUAAACUGUAAAGCCUGGAAAUGUAUGUACACUUCCUUUCCCUUUUUCCGAUCAGCUUUGCAGCGCAGCUAUGGCUGCAGACUCAUUUACAUUUACAUUGCUUUAACUGCCGCGAACAACGCAAAAGACUGAGAAUAUUGUGAAAAAGCAACCACGCUCAAAUGCAAUGUUAUUGUUCUGGAUAAAAGACAGGCAGUGUGUAUAAUAAAACAUGCUAUGUAUGUUACCAUGGCUACAUUGCUUUUUCACCCUUGUGGGUAUGGAGAUAAGAAACAUAAAAUAAACCUGCCAGAAGUUGGAAGACACCGAACAUCUGGAAUCGUUAGUGCAAUUCGA
This is a messenger RNA of Oreochromis aureus, 3543 nucleotides long. RefSeq names its product prolactin releasing hormone receptor 2a (gene prlhr2a). Gene Ontology annotation, molecular function: neuropeptide Y receptor activity; neuropeptide binding. The coding region runs from base 213 to 1310 and encodes 365 amino acids. The record is from RefSeq and is a predicted model, not a curated record. Gene Ontology annotation, cellular component: neuron projection; plasma membrane. Lineage: Eukaryota; Metazoa; Chordata; Actinopteri; Cichliformes; Cichlidae. The transcript has 3 exons. Gene Ontology annotation, biological process: G protein-coupled receptor signaling pathway.